GGCGCGGUUCCGAAGUUUGACGGAAAGUGACGACAUGCGUUCGGCUUCCGCAAGCAAAUAUGGAGAAUGGAGUCGGAAUUGAGGAAGCACAGCAGCAAUUCGCCAUCGUUAAUGCUAAAGAAAAGGGUGUUCUAACUUGAAUUUGUGAAAAGUGUUGUCAUUAGUGGUUCUUUUUGUAAUUAACGCACUUAAAAGAUACAGCAUAAGGCAAGGAAAGACGUCGUGGAUCUAAAUUGAGAUAUUUGAAAAUGUCUUCGGCACAAGUGGAUCGUGCAACAAAAUUGAAUAAUUCUAAAAAGGAAAAUGAAAAAUCACGUAAACCUUUUAAUCCAACGCAUAAAAAAUAUAAACACGAGGACAAUCGUCAUUUUAAAUUUGGUCGUAAACGUUUGCAAACAUUUCCUGGUAAUGGAAAAUUUUUUCCACCCUAUAAACGUCGUAAGAAGGAGGAUGCAAUUAUUCCACCAACAAAAUUUCUCUUAGGCGGUAAUAUUUGUGAUCCGCUUAAUUUAAAUAGUAUGCAAGAUGAGGAAAUAAAUCGUGCAAUGAAUGCUGUUACACCAAAAUCAAGUCCACUUCCCAUUCCAAAACAUAGAAAAGAAGCAAUUGAAGUGAUAAUACCACCGAAUAUAUGCGAUCCACUUAAUCUAAGUAAUUGUAAUGAUAAUGAAGAAUAUGAAAAGCAAUUAAUUUCACCGACAAAAAAGAAUUCAAAAAAAAGAAAUCGAAAAAAGAAACGAGCCUUAUCGUUUUCAGGGAAAAAUGAAUCAAAUGAAACAAUGGAAAUUGAACAAGUAAUUGUUGUGGAAAAUAAAGAGGUUUCAAUAUUGGAAAAUAUUGUCGAAAAAGUUGAAGAGAAAAUACCUGUUGAAAAUAAUAGUUCACCAUCGAGAGAAAUUGUGAAAGAACCAAAAGUUGAGAGUCCAUUGAAGGAUAAGGCGAAAUUACGAUUAAAAGUAUUAGAAGAUUCGAAAGAUAAGAGAUUGAGGAAACUUGAUGUUAAAGAUAAAAUUGUUAGUCCCGUUAUUCCACAACCUGGAGCUUGGAAACCAAGAUUAACUCACAGGCCAAGUCAAGAUAAAAAGAAAAAACCGCAACAAAUGCCGAAAUUUAAACCCAAGGACGCGAAAUUUCAAUAUGGAAAUUAUAACAGGUAUUAUGGAUAUCGGAAUUUACAUUUGGAAGUUGAUCCAAGAUUAAAGGCUUUUAUUCAACGUAAAGAAAUGUUUUUCGAUAAAGAUAUUCUCGAUAUUGGCUGUAAUAUUGGUCACAUUACAUUGUCAGUUGGACGUGAUUUAUCGCCACGUAGUGUUACAGGAAUCGAUAUUGAUAAAGAUUUAAUUACAAUUGCUAGAAAAAAUAUCAAACAUUAUGUUAAUUUUAUUCAAUCGCCAGCGAGUACGGAUGAUGGGGCAAAUAAUAAAGAAACGGAUCCAAAUUUUUUUCCAAUGUCAAUGCCAAUUAGUUAUGGUCCAGUUGAUAUUCCCGGAUUUAUCAAGGACAAAAGUCACAAGGGCUUCCCCUAUAAUGUCUCCUUCGUUCAGGGUAAUUAUGUAUUGGAAGACGACUCGCUGCUUUCAUUGGAACAACCACAAUUUGAUUUGAUUCUCUGUCUCUCGACAACAAAAUGGAUUCAUUUGAAUUUCGGUGACAAUGGAUUGAAACAAAGUUUUAAACGUAUGUUCGCCCAAUUAAGGCCUGGCGGUGUUUUAAUUUUGGAAGCACAAAAUUGGAAUAGUUAUGGAAAAAAGAAAGGCCGUACGGAGCGAAUUUUUCGAAAUUAUCAAACCAUCAGAUUCUUUCCAAAUCAAUUUACGCAGUAUUUGCUCUCAGCCGAAGUUGGAUUCUGUAAAUGUGAAGUAAUAUCAAUGCCUUCACAUUCGUCAAAAGGCUUUCAACGGCCUUUACAUCUAUUUACAAAAAUGGAUUUAUUCGAAAGUCCACCAGUUAGAACGACAUGUAUAUCAAAUGAUUGUCAAAAUGAUGAUUCUGCUGCUGGAAAUUUUGAACAACAAGUAUUUGACGUCGAUCUCUUUCCAUCUGAUACACCUGUACCAGGUAGUAGUCAACGUAGUAAUGGUUCAAUGAGCACUUAUGAGCAAUUGGAAAAUAUUUAUUGUCCCACUGGAACGCCACUUUAUUUACAAGGAACGCCAGCGCAUUUAAAUGAUGGCACAUCAGCUUCUGACAAUAAUAAACAUUAUUAUGCUGAAAUUGAAAUUGAACGUUCACCAAUUCCAGCGAGUCCAGAAGAUAAUGAUAAGGUGAGUGAUAAACUUCAAGAUAGUAAUUCUAAUUUAGAUGAUGAGAGUGCAGAAAAAAAUGAAGAUGAAACAAAAAAUUUUCAAUCGACAUACAAUAAUACGUGAAUUGAAAUAAUUUCUCAAAAUAAUGAGAAUGUUAAUAAAUAUAAAAAAACAGUCUGUGUUUACAUAUUAACUUGCUUAAGUUUUUUUUUUUCGCGUAGAAAAUAAUAGAGAUUAAUUUUGCUACAGAGUUUUCUUAAGGAAAUUUGUUCCUUGUUGAUUCGUUUCUUUUUUCUUUCGAUUGAAAUUGAAACUAAUGAUAGUAUUUUUUCUUAUUAAAAUUUUUUAACUAUUUUAUGAAAAUUUCUAAAAUAGUGAAUUUUUAUUAUAACGAAUUUUACGUUUGUUAAUACUAAAAAAUUCUUUAUAUUUUUUAUUUUCUUUCUCUCGAAAACAAUUUUGUUUUCUUUUUUUCUCGUAAAAUAUAAAAAAUGCUCUAUUUUUCAAAUUUAAAGUAAAAUUUUCAUUAAUAAAAAGAAACAAUUAACAAAUGUGAAAAAUUUCUUUUUUUUUCCAUAAAUUUUGUUGGACUAGUCAAAAAUAAAUUAAAAAAAAAAUUUUUAAUAACAAAAAUCAUGCAAGCAUCGAAACUUGCUGCACAAGAAAAAAAUGCUUUGAUACGUACAAAUUGUAAAAGUCAUAUUGCAAAAUUAAUUGAAAAAAAAUUAAAUAUAUACUAGCUGCGAAAAAUAAUUUUUAUUAUAAUAAUGAAAAUGAAAGUUUGUACAUGUAUUUCUAGGCUCUUUGCUAGAAUCAAAAUUGUGUUGAAAAAAGCUCGACCCUGUUUCAAUGAAUUUUAUUUUUUUUUUGAGAGAGAUUUUUUGUUUUUCAAAAUAUUUUAAUCUCUUUGAGUGAGGUAUUUUUAUAAGGAAAAGCUUUUUUCACACUCAGAGAUAAACCGAUGAUGCCGGAAAAUCAAUAAUUUGCAUUUUGUUUUUGUUUUCUUUUUUUUUUAAUAAUAGUUUGUUGAUUCGUUAUUUUUAACUUUUUGGUUACUUGUCAAUUUUUUCGAAUAAAUUUUAUUAAAUUAAAUUAAUAAAUGAAGACGAGUUACAAAUAUGAAUUUAAAAUAAUUGAAAGUUUAUUACAGUGACAAACAAUUUUUAAAAUAAUAUUUUGAUUGAAUGAAGAAAAAAAAUUUGUGAAAAAUAAGAUUUUUUUACAAUUCAAUUUUAACGGGUUUGUCAAAAAAUUUUUCUUUUUUUUUAAUCUCUUUGGAAUUGCAAAUGAUGCGAUGCUUAUGAGAUUGACAAAAAAAAACUUCGGUUUGGUCCAGUUUAUAAGACGCAAGCGCAGCGUUUCAGUGAGAAAAAAAAAACUUUCCCAGUUAUACUUGUUAAUACGUAUAAUUGUUGUAUUUUACGUAUGAUGAGUUAACCGAGUGAGAACUGACUCGUGUUUGUGUGCGAAUAUUGUACAUAUGUGUCAGUGUUAAUUUUGCAAAUUUACUGAAAAAUUUGUAACAGAAAAUUCGAUUUAUGUUCUACGCGAAUCGUUCGAUUCGAAGACUGACUUCUGGCUUUAUUAUAUUACAAAAAAAAAAAAAAAAAACUAGAAAAAAACAGUAAAUGAAAGAAAUUAAAAAUAAUAUAAAGGGACUGAUAAACAAUUUUCUUUUUAAAUUAAAAAUAAUGAAAUGCAAAUAUUUUUUUUUGCAUUAUAAUAAUAAUAAUAGGUAUUUUAAUUAAAGUCUUAUUAUUAUGAUAAAAAAUAAUGAAGUCAAAGAUAUUUCUUUUGCUUCAUCGAAACAGAGUUUGCAAAAAUAUAAAAUACGUUUUAUAUUUUGUAUUGUUUUCUAAUUAAAUAGUGUAAUUAGUUUUUAAUUUGUACAAAAAAAUAAGUAUUUUGAAAAUUCUGCGAAAAAAUGCCGGGUCUUUAUUUUUUUAUCAGUCUCUUUUAUUCAUCAAAAAAAAAAAAAAAGAAAAAAAAGUUUACUUUGGGAGAGAAAAAGUAAAAAUAUGCAAGUUUUUAUUUGAGUAGAUUUUUCAUGGCGCAUCAGAGAUAUAGAGUGAGAGAGAGAGCUUAUUUCAAAAUUUUCGAAAUGAAAUAACAUAAUCAAAUGAAACAUUCCUAAAGAAAAAAAAAAGUAGAAUUUUAGAUAACAAAAACAUGUAAAAUAUAUUCAAUAGUUUAAAAUUGAAAUAUUUAAAAAUUCAAGAAACUUUUUUUCUAUUUUUAAUUGAAUUUAGUAUUAAAUCAAGUUUUUAUUAAAAUAAAAAAAAAAUAUUAAAAAAUAACUAAUGAAAAAUGGAAAAAUUUCAAGUGUCAAGCAUUCCAAUUAAUAGUUUACAAGUUAAUAUUUGGAAUUUAUUUUAUAAUAAUAAUUAUUUAUUUUUAAAAAAUAUUUUCAAAUUAAAUCAAAUAUUCUCUUGGAAAUUGUUUAGAAGUUGAAAAAAUGAAAAAAGAUCCAAAAAUUCCUACCAAAGUAUUGCGUACAAUGUAUAAGUAAUUUAAAUAUAUCAUUUUCUUUUGAAUUGUGACCUUUAAAAUAUAAUUAAAUAAUUAAUGGUAAAAAAAGUAUUUUGUUAUAUUGCCGUUAAAAUCAAAAAAAAAUAUUUCUUAAAAAGAAAAUUCACUAUAUAUUUGAUAUUAAUUAAUAUCAAUAUUAAAAAAUAGAAGGAAAAAAUUAUUUAUUAAAAAUAAAUUUUUUUUUAUUAAAAAUAAAAAAAUGUUUAUUUAAAAAAAAUUAAGGGUAACUGUAAAUAACAAGUUUACAAUUAAAAAUCUUUCUUCAAAAGGGAAGUAAAAUAUUUCUUUAUUUAUUGAGGAUUUUUUUUUUUUUUUUAUGAAUUCUCUGAUGUGCCAAGAAAUAAAUAUUUUACUCGUCGGAGAGAAUGAGGCAGAAAAAAAUCUAAGAAAUGUCGAUGAACUUGAUAGUGAGUAUUUGGGAGAAAAAAAAAAUUAGAAAAUAGGAUUGUAAAUUUCUGUAAUAUUAGACUCGGAUAUAAUCGUUUCAUAGAUAUUAUUUAUUUCUAUACAUAUUAUUAUUAAUAUUAUAUUAUAAAAGUGCAUCUCAUUGGCACGACGUUGUCGAAAAACGGGACGAUUGGAAAGUAUCGUGUAAUAUAUACCUAUAUAUACUAUAUAAAUAGCUAUAUGUAUGUAUACACAUAUAUAUAUAUAUAAAUAUAUAUAAAUAAUAUUAUAAGAAUGCGGUGUGUAUGAUAUAAUUGACGUGAACACAUUGAAUGAAAUUGAAUAUUAUAUAAAAUUUUUUAUACGCAAACGCGAACUGUAAAUUAAUUGAACGAUACCGCGAAUCUCAUCGCCCCCUUUUUCUAUGUCUACCUGUCUUUCGAAUAAAAAUUGUUUCACAUUGUAAGCCAAGAAAAAAAAAAAAAAAACUUGGACAUACAAUUUGGACAAAAAUAAUAUUGUCUGUGAGCAAAAAAUCGUAAAAAAAAGAAUUAUAUUCUCAAUAUCUCUGCCAAAAGUUAUUGCUAAUUAUUUUAAUUAGAAACUAAUUAUUAAAGAAAUUAAUUUUAUGAAAUUAAAUUUUACAAAAUUCAAAGAAAAUUUUAGGAAUGAAAAAUUUUUUUGAAACGAGAAUUCAACAAUUAAUUAAUGUUUUAAUUAAUUAAUUGUUCAUUGAAUGAAAACUCACUAAAUUGUGAUAAUAAUUAAUAUUAGUAAAUUUUCCUUUUAUUGAAAUUUUUCGAAAAAAAAUAACUUUCUCAAUUAAAAGAGAAAAAUGAAAUUUUCCACAAAAAAUUAUUGUAAUAAUUUACAAUAUAUUUACAAAUAUAUGUAGCAUUGACUGAUUGACAGAGAUUAUCGCAGGUAAACUGCCUUAAAAUCAUUAUUUACUCGAUAAAGUUUAAUUUUUUUUUUAUUUCGAUUAAUAUUAAAAUUUGCGCACGUUCAAAGGAAAGAAUUUUUACAAAUUAAGUUUGUAACUCGACGAAAGUUACACGUUUCAUUUUUUGUGACAUUUUAAUUCUUUUAUUUGAAUGUUUUUCAAAAAGUCAAAUUGUUUACCAAAAAAAAAAAAAAAAAAAAAAACAGUUGUUAAUUUUUGCAAUUCUAAUGAAAAUAUGUAUCAACUUUUGUGAAUUGUGUUUAAACAACUUUUUUCCAAACAAAUACGUUUGGAAUUGAUUUAUAUAUAAAUAUGAAUGAGUUUUAAAAAACUUUUGAAACGACAAAAAAAAAAAUUUACUCACAGCAAAAAAAGAAAUUAUUGUAUGAAAAAUGUAAUAAAGUAGUCGAUCGUACCAAACUAUCUAAAUAUUGUUAAAUAUUUACUAAUUUUGGUAAUUUCCUAUUUUAUUUUAAACAGAGAUGGUGGAAUAUUGUUUUAUGAGGUAAGUAGAUUGUUUAUAUUAUUUAUGUAAAUUAUUAUUAUUUAGUUAAUUGUUAAUAGAGACGAGGGAAUUUUUGAGACGAGGAUUGUGUCAUUUAAUUACGAUUUUUUAUUGCUAUGAAUAGAUUCAUUUAACAGAGUUUUUAUCUAAAAGAUACAAACACCCGACUUUCGGCGGAUUUAUAUAAUAUAUAUAUAUUAUAUAUUCUACAACAAAUCCUGUCAACAUUAAAACACAUCCAGUUCUUGAAUUACAAUAACGCAGACAAUUUUUCUCUCUUUCAAACAAGUGUUAUUUUCUAUAUUUUUUUUAAAUAUUAUUUUUAUUUUAUUUUUUCUUUCAUUAUUUCGCUUCAAUUAUAAUAUAUACGUACGAUCACACUUUGUUUCUGAUUUUUUUUUUCAUUUUAUUCUCUUUCUUUUAUAUCCCUGAAUACGAAAGACCGUAUGCGUAUCUCACGAUUAUUAAUAUGUAACCAGUGAAAAUUACGAUAUCCCGCGUCUUUUUUU
Messenger RNA from Leptopilina boulardi, 7119 nucleotides. RefSeq names its product 7SK snRNA methylphosphate capping enzyme bin3-like. The transcript has 5 exons. The coding region runs from base 249 to 2369 and encodes 706 amino acids. Gene Ontology annotation, biological process: snRNA modification. The record is from RefSeq and is a predicted model, not a curated record. Gene Ontology annotation, molecular function: RNA methyltransferase activity; snRNA binding; O-methyltransferase activity. Lineage: Eukaryota; Metazoa; Arthropoda; Insecta; Hymenoptera; Figitidae.